This is a messenger RNA of Olea europaea var. sylvestris, 753 nucleotides long. RefSeq names its product glycine-rich protein A3-like. The record is from RefSeq and is a predicted model, not a curated record. The coding region runs from base 15 to 521 and encodes 168 amino acids. The transcript has 2 exons. Lineage: Eukaryota; Viridiplantae; Streptophyta; Magnoliopsida; Lamiales; Oleaceae.
AACACAAAGUUUACAUGCAUUUGUGUAGUUUUGCUCUUAAGUUAAAGAUGGGAGACGGAAGGGAUAAGCAUUAUAGUGAGAAUAAAGGGAUAUUUUGUCAUCUUCCUGCAUAUGCCGCAGGAGCUAGUCAUCAUCCUCCAACCCAAUGGGGUUACCACAACCCUCCGCCAUCUGGCUAUCCUCCGCCGCCGUGUGGAUACCCACCGGCAGGUUAUCCUCCUCCUGCUUUAUACCCGCCAUCUGCAUGUCCGCCACCAGGUGGAUACCCUCCAAUGGCCGGUUAUCCUGGUCCGUAUCAUUCAGGUCAUGGAAAUCACUUGGGAGGACUGUUGGCAGGAGGUGGGGCAGCUGCUGCCGCAGCUUAUGGAGGUCACCGUUUGGCAUACGGUGGCUACGGCCACCACCAUGGUGGUUAUUAUGGGCAUCACCACGGAAAGUUCAAGCAUGGAAAAUAUGGAAAACAUUGGAAGCAUCAUGGCAUGUAUGGGGGAAAGUUUAAGAAGUUUAAGAAAUGGAAGUGAAAUGAUUGUGCGGCCUAAUUAGUCACUGUUUGGUCAAAAUUUUCACUUUUUGCUUCGUAAGUUUUGGGAACUGUGGACCUAAAAUUACUGGCUUUUUAUUAUUAUUAUUAUUAUUAUUAGAGGAAUGAAAAUCAAACAAGUGCUAAAAAGCCGAAUAAUUCGUACUAGAAUUAUUUAUUCCCUGCAUUUAUAAAUUUGUAGCUCUACACGUGCUUUUUCAUGAUUUCUUUUU